Messenger RNA from Colletotrichum graminicola M1.001, 1698 nucleotides. Its product is annotated as TPR domain-containing protein. Bases 1 to 1698 code for a protein of 565 amino acids. The transcript has a single exon. The record is from RefSeq and is a predicted model, not a curated record. Gene Ontology annotation, molecular function: protein binding. Gene Ontology annotation, cellular component: intracellular anatomical structure. NCBI's taxonomy places the organism in Eukaryota, Fungi, Ascomycota, Sordariomycetes, Glomerellales, Glomerellaceae.
AUGAGAAGCAAGGGUUUCUCGUCCGCCGUCCUCUCCCAUCUUGACCAGUCCUACCCGUACAAUCUCGGCUCCUUUCACCGCCCCGUGAGUACGACAAGCACAGAUGCCCAAAUCUGGUUCAACCGCGGCUUGACCUGGGCGUAUGCCUUCAACCACGGGGAGUCGGCGAGAUGUUUCCAAAAGGCCAUUGACCAUGACCCCUUCUGCGCCAUGGCUUACUGGGGGCUCGCGUUCGUGCUGGGGCCCAACUACAACAAGCCGUGGAAAGUCUUUGACGGGCAAGACCUAGCAGAGACCACCAAGCGCGCUCAUCGCACCAUCUUGCAGGCACAGGGCCACCUCGCCAAGGCGAUGCCCGUCGAGGUGGCCCUCAUCAACGCCCUCGCGUGCCGGUACCCGCAAGAGACGCCCGCGGGCGACUGUUCGCAAUGGAACGAGGACUACGCCCGGGCCAUGGAUACGGUGCUGCAGGCCCAUCCCAACGACCUUGAUGUGGUUGCCCUCUGGACCGAUGCCACGAUGAAUGUCACGCCCUGGAAGCUGUGGAACUACAGGACGGGGAAGCCCAUCCCUGGUGCCAGGACGCUGGAGAUCAAAGACGUGAUGGACCGGACUUUCAGAGUGAAGGGCUCUCUGCAGCACCCGGGCCUCCUUCACUUGUACAUCCACCUCAUGGAGAUGUCGCCCACUCCGGAGGCCGCUCUCACGAUAGCCGACAACCUGCGCGGGCUCGUGCCGGACGCGGGCCAUCUGGAGCACAUGCCCACCCAUCUCGACAUCAUAUGCGGCGAAUACCGCCGGGCCAUAGCCUCCAACUCUGACGCCAUCCGUGCUGACUCUAAAUUCCUUGCCCGGGAAGGCCCACUGAACUUCUAUACCCUGUAUCGUUCCCAUGACUUCCAUUUCAGGCUGUAUGCCUCCAUGCUGUGCGGCCAGUCCAAAGUAGCACUCGAAACGGUGGGGGAGCUCGAAUCGACCAUAUCGGAAGAUCUCCUGCGGGUCAAGUCGCCGCCCAUGGCGGACUGGCUGGAGGGCUUCCUCGGCAUGCGGAUGCACGCGCUAAUCCGCUUCGGUCGCUGGGACGACAUACACGCCCUCGAGCUUCCUCGGGACUCUCAGCUCUACUGCUCGACAACGGCCAUGACGCACUACGCCAAGGGGGUCGCCUUCGCCGUUCAAGGCAGGGUGGAGGAGGCGGAGAAGCAGCGGGUCCUGUUCGCCAGGGCCGCGGAGCGGGUGCCCCCGUCUCGCGCCGUCUUCAACAACACGUGCCAGGAGAUCCUCUCGAUCGCGGAGGCGAUGCUGGACGGCGAGCUGGCCUACCGGAAGGGCGAGUACGAGACCGCCUUCGGGCACCUGCGCAAGGCCGUGGAGAGGGACGACGCCCUGCCCUACGACGAGCCGUGGGGCUGGAUGCAGCCGGCGCGGCACGCCCUCGGCGCGCUGCUCCUGGAGCAGGGCCGCGUGGCGGAGGCGGCGGGCGUCUACAGCGCGGACCUCGGCAUCGACGAGACGCUGCCCCGGGCCCUGCGGCACCCCAACAACGUCUGGGGCCUGCACGGGUUCUACGAGUGUCUGGUGAAGCUCGGGCGCCACGACGAGGCCAGGAUCCUCAAGCCGCAGCUGAAUCUGGCGUUGGCCGUGGCCGACGUCCCCAUCAAGUCGUCGUGCUUCUGUCGUUUAAAAACGGUCGAUUGA